UCAAACUUGACAUCAGGCUUUGCGCUGAGAAUGGUAACUCGUCUUGGAGUCAGCGCGCUCAUAUCAGUGGCAUGCUUCAUGGAGAUAUGUACCUCUCAUUGCCCUCUCAACCUCCAACAUGGAUUGCAAACCCCCUGUUCUUUUUCUGAUCCUCUCUUCAUUGAUCUGCCUGGGACAACUCACUAACCACCCCUCUAACGAAGUUAAUCUGCUGGAUUCGAAGGCGAGUCAAGGGGAGCUGGGCUGGAUCUCUUAUCCAUCACAUGGGUGGGAAGAGAUCAGUGGGGUGGAUGAGCACUACACCCCGAUCCGCACCUACCAAGUCUGCAACGUGAUGGAGUACAACCAGAACAACUGGCUAAGGACCAACUGGAUCCCACGGAACUCAGCCCAGAAGAUUUACGUGGAGCUCAAGUUCACCCUGAGAGACUGCAACAGCAUCCCCCUGGUGCUAGGCACCUGCAAGGAGACCUUCAACCUGUACUGCAUGGAGUCAGACGAGGACCAAGGGGUCAAGUUCCAGGAGCACCACUACACAAAGAUCGACACUAUCGCAGCCGACGAGAGCUUCACUCAGAUGGACCUGGGCGACCGCAUCCUCAAGCUCAACACUGAGGUGCGGGAGGUGGGGCCUGUGAGCAGGAAAGGGUUCUACCUGGCUUUCCAGGAUGUGGGGGCCUGCGUGGCACUGGUCUCUGUGCGGGUCUACUUCAAGAAGUGCCCGUACACUGUGAAGAACCUGGCCAUGUUCUCAGACACAGUGCCCAUGGACUCCCAGUCAUUGGUGGAGGUGCAGGGCUCCUGUGUCAAUCACUCCAAAGAGGAGGAGCCUCCCAGGAUGUACUGCAGCACGGAGGGGGAGUGGCUGGUGCCCAUCGGGAAAUGCUUGUGCAACAUCGGGUAUGAGGAGAGGGGGAACUCCUGCCAAGACUGCAGACCAGGGUUCUACAAAUCUCUCCCUGGGAACGCAAAGUGUGCAAAGUGUCCUCCACACAGCUACACCCAGCAGGAGGGAUCUGUGCACUGCAGCUGCGAGAAAAACUACUUCCGCGCAGAGAAGGACCCAGUCUCCAUGGCCUGCACCAGACCUCCCUCCGCCCCAAGGAACAUCAUUUCAAACAUCAACGAGACUUCGGUCAUCCUGGACUGGACCUGGCCUGCAGACACAGGGGGCCGGAAGGACGUGACGUUCAGUGUGGUGUGUAAGAAAUGUGGUGCCAGCGCUCAGCAGUGUGAGCCGUGCCGCGGGGCUGUGCGCUUCCUGCCGCGCCGUGUCGGCCUCGCCAACACUACAGUGACCGUUGCCGACCUGCUGGCUCACACCACCUACACCUUCGAGAUCGAGGCCCUAAACGGCGUCUCUGAGCAGGGCUCCGCACUCAAGCAGAGUGCAGCCGUCACCAUUACCACCAACCAAGCUGCUCCAUCACCAGUCACUGUGAUUAGGAAGGACCGCACGGCCCGGAACAGCAUCACCCUCUCCUGGCAGGAGCCAGAGCGCCCCAACGGGAUCAUCCUGGACUAUGAGGUCAAAUACUAUGAGAAGCAGGAACAAGAGACAAGUUACACUAUCCUGAGAUCAAAAGGCACCAAUGUAACGAUCAAUGGGCUGAAACCUGACACCACGUACCUGUUUCAGAUCCGAGCGCGCACUGCCGCAGGGUACGGGGGCAGUAGCCGCAAGUUUGGAUUUGAAACCAGUCCGGAUUCUUUCUCCAUCUCCAGUGAGAACAGCCAGGUGGUGAUGAUUGCCAUCUCAGCUGCUAUAGCCAUCAUCCUGCUGACUGUGGUGGGGUACGUCCUGAUUAGCAGAUUCUGUGGGCAUAACAAGUCGAAACACACUGAUGAAAAGAGGUUUCAGUUUGGAAAUGAUCUUUUAAAACUCCCAGGACUAAGGACAUAUGUGGAUCCACACACUUAUGAGGACCCCAAUCAGGCUAUCCAUGAAUUUGCUAAGGAAUUGAACUCAUCUUGCAUAUCCAUCGAUAAAGUGGUUGGAGCAGGUGAAUUUGGAGAAGUGUGUAGUGGCCGGCUGAAGCUGCCCUCUAAGAGAGAGAUCUCUGUGGCAAUCAAAACCCUGAAAGCAGGCUACACUGAGAACCAGAGGCGGGACUUCCUGAGUGAGGCCAGCAUCAUGGGGCAGUUUGAGCACCCCAACAUCAUCCGGCUGGAGGGCGUGGUCACCAGAAGUAAACCAGUGAUGAUUGUCACAGAAUACAUGGAAAAUGGCUCUUUAGACAGUUUUCUACGAAAUCACGACGCCCAGUUCACUGUGAUCCAGCUGGUGGGCAUGCUGCGCGGCAUUGCCUCUGGGAUGAAGUAUCUCUCUGAUAUGGGCUACGUUCACAGAGACCUGGCGGCUCGCAACAUCCUGGUCAACAGCAACCUGGUGUGUAAGGUGUCAGACUUCGGGCUGUCACGUGUGCUGGAGGACGACCCUGAGGCUGCCUACACGACGCGGGGCGGCAAGAUCCCGAUCCGGUGGACUGCACCAGAAGCCAUCGCCUACCGCAAGUUCACCUCUGCCAGCGAUAUGUGGAGCUACGGCAUUGUGCUGUGGGAGGUGAUGGCAUAUGGAGAAAGGCCUUACUGGGAGAUGUCCAAUCAGGAUGUAAUUAAAGCAGUGGAUGAAGGCUACCGGCUGCCUCCUCCCAUGGACUGCCCAGCUGCCCUGUACCAGCUGAUGCUAGACUGCUGGCAGAAGGAUAGGAACAACAGGCCCAAGUUCGAGCAGAUUGUCAGCAUUCUGGACAAGCUCAUCCGCAACCCAAGCAGCCUCAAGAUCAUUGCCAACACCGCUUCCAGGCCAUCAAACCUGCUACUGGACCGGAACAGCACAGACAUCGCUGCCUUCUGCUCAAUGGGCGACUGGCUGGAGAGCGUCCGGACUCUGCCCAGCAGGGACCACUACACUGGGGUCAGCUACAGCUCCUGCAACACGCUAGCAAAGACAUCAGUAGAGGACUUGAAGAAGAUAGGCGUAACUGUUGUAGGACCUCAGAAGAAGAUUGUAAGCAGCAUUAAAGCACUUGAAACACACACAAAGAACGGCCCGGUUUCGGUGUAAGACAGACCCUUCGCUGCUUUGGGUCAGAAAAAUAAAAACAAUGUGGGAAAACAACGCAAUGGACAGCAAAUUGAUGGAACAGUGGCAAAGGCACAGGGGGAUCCAGGGAUCUCGGGAAGAGUUUGACAGUGCUCAGAGUCCAGAUGGAUAUUAGUCCCAGGAUACAUAAAGACUUGCCAGUGAUACGAGUUAGAGUUGCCUUAAUUAAAAAAAAAAAAAAAAAAAAAAAAAAAAAAAAAAACACAAGAGGAAGAAAAACUUAAAGUACUCCAAUCAAGCUGUCUUGUACCAUGUACCCAGGAUGUGAGAACAUUUAUUCACAAGGCUACAUCAAAAAGCAUGGCUAGCUUUGAGACUAAUAAUUGAUCAAGUGGAAGUGGUAAGAAUGGUGUUUGCUGUUAACAUGUUUCAAAUGAAUUAGUAACGGGGAACGGCUUUAGUAAUGUUGCUAAAAAGGAAUAAACACAAAUAAAUAGGUAAAAUAACCCAACUACUGCUGGAGACUAGAUUUUGAUUGCAGGAACUAUUGUUGUCUUGAGCUAAGCAAUGCAAUAAAACCAGUUCAGAACACCCUGACUCCUACCCAGAGGUUUAACACACUAAUCAUUCUAUCAAUCAUUGCACACACACAGGCUUCAGCAGGGUCAGGGAUGGAUGUCAAACAGACAGAUCAAAAAACAUUAAGACUUCUGACCACAGAAAUGGUAAGUUCAGUAUUGGGUGUUGUUCUGUGGAGUUUUGCAGUGAAAUCAUACUUAACAUGUUUGUUUUUCUCAAGUGCAAUACACCGAUCAUAAUUCAUGGUAAGGCUCUGAUUAAAAUAGCUGGUAUACACUGUUUAACAGUAACGCGGUCCUCAGAAUGACAGCCCUGUUCAUGUAAUGUAAUGAAAGUGCCAAACAGCAAGUUACUUUGCUUUAGGGAACAUUUUGUGGUGUAUUUGAACCCCAGAGUUAACACACAAACCACAAUGUGUAGAUUCAGAGUCUAUAAUUAUAGGUCUUAGAUCAGAUAAGAAAGCAGUUUUCAGUAUAAUAACUAUUUCUCUCAAUAGUCAUUGACAGAUGCUAGUUUUCCCACACAGACUAAUAUGCAGAAUAUGGUGUAAUGUACAUUGGAAUACAUUAUGAAUCCUUUUUUUUAUGUUGGGUUAGGAAUUACCAUUGAUUUCAAAUGGGAUUAUAUUGUAAUGGAGACACUAUUUUGAAUGUGGAGAAAGUCCAAUUCAAUAUUUGCAUGAGAUUGCUGACUUACAGACGAGAUGGAAGACUCGUCUCCAGAAUGAGUGUGUUUUAAGCCCCAGAUCAGCAGCAUGUCCUUUACUCAAGGGCUAGUCCCAUUGCUGUGCCCUCUUGUUGCCUUUGCCCCAGCCAGCAGUCACUAUUGUAAUGCCAUGCAGCUGCCCAGUGCGGGUUCUAAAGAGGAAGUAAUCUGGGUAGAUAACAUUUAGUCAGAUUGGAACUGGCAUUACUUGUCAGUGGUAACAGUUGCCAUGAUUUCUAUAAAACUGAGAACCAUUUUUAUAAUUUUGAAUACAAAAAAAAAAAAAAUAGAAGUGAUCUUUUGGUGUGCUGCAAUGUCUCGUCUGAAGUGAAGCAGGACGCUCAGUGGAAAACUGGAUGGGUAAUCCUGAUGUCAGCUGAAUGAUGCAUCUUUAACCUACAAAGAUAUGAGAGAAAGAAUAAUAACAUAUAUUGAGAAAUAUAUCGUGAAGGGGAAGAAAUGAGCAGAAAUCAGUUGCUAUCAGAGUAAACACUGUCCUGAGCUCUGCUUCAUUGCGUCCCUCCCCCCGGCUUCAUGGAGCAUUCCAGUGAAUGGACUCUUAGUGGGAGAGACUGCACUCCUGUUACAGUUCUCAUCGACACAGUAUCUUAGAGUGAUUUCUCUAACCCUAACUCUAACCCUCUCUCAUUAUACAUGUGAAUAAAUACUCUUCCCCACAGUGUUAUCCUGUAUAUAUGGAAACAUGAUAUUGUAAUAUUAGUAACAGUGACAUUAGUGGUACUGUCAUUUCUGUGGCUAUCUCUUGUACAGAACUUAUAUUAAAAAAGCUUGCUUAGGGCAACAUAUUUUUUAAAAAAUGUACCAUAUUAUCUAUUCAGUACCUUAAAAAUCAAUUCUAAUUUCCAUCUAUUAUUUAUUUCUGUUAGCAUAUCCAGUGCAGAGUUGUUGCUUGUAGCAUACAGUAAACUAUGACAGUGUAUGGGAUUUCUGUUGAUGGUGUGUAUUUGCCUUUUAUUGUGUAAGUUUGUUUCGUUGGUAUUUCUGUUUUGUUUUUUAAUACAAUACUGUUUUCCCCUAAUUUAGUUUUUGUGUGCAAAUGUAGAUGGACUGCUACUAAUGUAAAAGGAUUUGUAGUGGAAACAUUUAUAUUUUUAUAAUAAACAUAA
Polyodon spathula (Mississippi paddlefish) is the source of this 5457-nucleotide messenger RNA. Its product is annotated as ephrin type-A receptor 3-like. Gene Ontology annotation, cellular component: plasma membrane; neuron projection. Lineage: Eukaryota; Metazoa; Chordata; Actinopteri; Acipenseriformes; Polyodontidae. Gene Ontology annotation, biological process: cell surface receptor protein tyrosine kinase signaling pathway; protein phosphorylation; axon guidance. The transcript is spliced from 17 exons. Gene Ontology annotation, molecular function: ATP binding; transmembrane-ephrin receptor activity; protein binding. The record is from RefSeq and is a predicted model, not a curated record. Bases 119 to 3067 code for a protein of 982 amino acids.